AUGUCUCUCAAGGGAAAGGUCUACGCCAUAACUGGUGGUGCAAGCGGCAUCGGCUUCGCGACAGCUCAGGUUAUUGCACAGCGCGGGGCUACUGUGAGCAUCGCCGACGUUGAUGCCGCUGCUAUGUCCAGCGCAACGGCAUAUUUCGAGGAACAAGGUAUUGAAGCCCUAGUUUCCCGUGUCGAUGUUUCUCAGCGAUCCGAGGUCGAAAGCUGGCUCGAUGCUACAGUCAAGAAAUAUGGAAGGCUUGAUGGCGCAGCCAACGUGGCCGGCAUUAUUGGAAAGCAUCACGGCCUUAGGGCUGUAGCAGACCUGGAAGAUGAAGAGUGGCAUAAGAUUAUUGCUGUCAACUUGACAGGAACGAUGUAUUGUCUGCGAGCGCAGCUCAACAGAAUAGUAGAUGGGGGAUCUAUCGUCAAUGUGGCCUCUAUUCAUGGCAUCAAGGGAUUCGCCAAGCAUGGUGCUUAUGACGCCAGUAAACACGGGAUAGUCGGAUUGACCAAGGCGGCAGCAAAGGAGAACGGCCACCGGGAGGUUCGAGUCAAUGCCGUUGCCCCAGGCGCAAUUUACACUCCCCUGAUGAAAAAGGCAUGGGAUAUGCACAAUCGACCAAAGGAUGCCAAAUUCGACGAAACAACUCCCUUUCAGCGACAAGGGACGUCGGAAGAGUGUGCCAACGUGAUAGCUUUCCUCUUGGGUCCCGAGAGCACCUUUGUGAGCGGAAGUGUUUAUGAGGUGGACGGAGCUUGGAUAUAA
Fusarium sp. VM40 is the source of this 756-nucleotide messenger RNA. The record is from the annotation of a GenBank genome assembly. NCBI's taxonomy places the organism in Eukaryota, Fungi, Ascomycota, Sordariomycetes, Hypocreales, Nectriaceae.